GGUGUUCUCGCCAGUCGCCGUUCGAGAGUACUGGUACGCGCGUUACGUGCGUAUUUACGACGUACGAAAGAAAGAAAAUAAGAAUUAAAAGAAACUAACACGAGACAGCACGAUUUCUCUACGCCUAUGUACAUAUCUUGUCGGCGGUUCAAAGGAAUAAAACUCGAUUCUCGAUCGCGGCGAGUGAAGAGAGAAAGAGAGAGGGAGAAGGAGAAAGAGAGAGGAGAAUGGGGAAUACCAAGAGCAAAGAAGCGUAGGGUAACCUAUAGAGAAAAAGAGAGACGGAGAGGAAGAGGGGAUAGUCUGGACGUAAAAGGGAGGAAAAGAGGGAUAAAUACGACGAGAGGGAGGAACAGUAAGGAUAGGUAACGAAUCGGUAGUUACACAACUUCGUGUUAUUUCAAUACGUUUAAUCGACUCAGAGAGAAGAAGCGAUAUACGUAUAUACUAUGAUCUUUAUAAAAGAUUCUUCGUAGAGCAAGAAGAAUGACGUUAAUAUUAAAUUAAAAAAGUAACGUUCGAAGAGUACCUUUUUUGAGAUAAGGGAGAGAAAAAUUGAGAGAAAGAGAAAGGUUCGAACGUGUAACUCGUUCGAUUGGUCGAAAGGAAAGAGAAGAGAGAGAGAGAGAGAGAGAGAGAGAGGGAGAGGGAGAGAGAGAGAGAGAGUAUAGUCCGUCGUUCGCGCGCCAGAAACUUUGGUUCGGGCGUUCUCGGUUAAACUCGGUUGUAUCCGGCUCGCGCCGCGCACAGGGCAGCACGUGUUCGAAAAAUGCAUCGGUACGGGCAAACGAGUCCCGAUUCGUGACGACGCGGUCGGUUGUGCGUUCACGAGUGGUGGUUGCUAGUAGCUUAGGCUCUCUCUCCUUUUGCUUAGCUUCACGUUCGCUGACCUCUAUCGUUCAUCAUCGUCUUCUUCGUCGUUGUCUCCGUCAUAGUCGUCAUUCGUGACUGGUCUGUCUGUGUCGAGCGAGAAGGAAGAGAGAAAGAGGGAAGAAGAGGACGCGCUCGAGCGUGGUGAAGGGCAACGAAUGGUAAAAGGGAGGGGGUGGAAGAGAGAAAAGAAGAGGGAAAAAGGAUCGUCGUUUGUUGUUCGCUUUCCGAGAAGAAAGAAGUAGACACAGUGGCAAAGGGGGAUUGAUUUAGAAAUUUCGAACGAUUUUGUCGAUCAAAUCGAGGGUGUCGUCUCUUUUACCCCUGCGUUAAAGUCCUUUCGAGAGAAAGAGAAGGAAAAUUUCGAUCAAAAGUGGCUAACGAAGAGGACAAUCAUGUUUAGGCUUUUGGGUGGUCUCGCUUAUUACCUCAAAUGGCAGGAAAUCUCCACCGCAUCUUUGCUCUUUCGCGUACAUAACAACUUUACUUCGGUGGUGCUCCUCACUUGCUCAAUAAUAAUCACGGCGAAUCAGUUCGUUGGAAAUCCAAUCUCGUGUAUCGUCGGUCAUGGCCUGCCCCAACAUGUCAUCAACACCUACUGCUGGAUAACCUCAACGUUCACGAUGCCGGACGCUUUCAGUCGACAGAUGGGCACCGAGGUGGCACAUCCAGGAGUGGCGAAUGACUUAGGAGACGUCAAUGCAAGGAAAUACUAUACUUACUACCAAUGGGUUUGCUUCGUACUCUUCUUCCAGGCGAUUUUGUGCUAUACACCUCAAUGGCUGUGGAACAUGUGGGAAGGUGGAUUGAUGAAUACUUUGAUCAUGGGUAUGAAUUGUGGCAUUGAUAAGCAAGAAACAAUCGAUAAGAAAAAGUCCGUGUUGAUGGAAUAUAUUAUGUCCCAUGUAACGAGGCAUAAAAUGUACGUGUAUCACUACUUCGCCUGCGAGCUUUUGUGCCUGGUCAACAUUAUUGGACAACUGUACCUGAUGAAUCGUUUCUUCGAUGGAGAAUUUCUUAGUUAUGGCCUUCGUGUUCUACACAUAUCGAAUACCCCGCAAGAGAAUCGCUUUGAUCCCAUGGUUUACGUAUUCCCUCGUGUUACAAAAUGCAUCUUUCACAAAUACGGUGCUUCCGGUACUAUACAGAAGCACGAUUCAUUAUGCGUUCUACCGCUAAACAUAGUCAACGAAAAGACUUAUAUCUUCAUUUGGUUCUGGUAUAUUAUUCUCUCCAUCUUUUUGAUCGGUUUGGUUGCUUACAGAGCUGCUAUCAUAUUUGCACCAGCCGUGAGACCGAGAUUGUUGCAUAUCGCAUCUCCGGCAAUAUCAAUCGAAACGUGUCAAAGUAUAAGUAGAAAAAUCGAUCUUGGUGAUUGGUGGAUACUCUAUGUUCUUUCGUGGAACAUGGACGGUAUUCUUUAUAAAGACUUUUUAGAAGAACUCACGAAAAAGAUGAGUUCCCAUAAUUCUCAACCGAUCAAUGCUUAAAUUUAUUUAGCAAUUGUAAAGUUAUAUCUAAUUAUUUGUAGUUUAGGUAUUAACAAGGGACUGACUAGAGUCUAGUGACUCAUGUUGACAUGUUUCUUUAUAAUACGAGAAUACUCGUAAAAAAAAAGUUAUAUGUUUUCGACAUUUUUGAUAAUAAUUUUACAAAGUCGGCGACGUAGUCGUCGUAAGAUAGUUUAGAAACAAAGGAGGGAUAUAUUAUCAUUUUUGAUAAUAAUUUUGGAAUAUCAGUGACAUCAUCAAUCGUAAGAUAGUUUUUAGGCAAAACAUUACUUCGUAUGUGUGAAUUAGAUAAUUGAUUAUAUUGCAUUUGCGAAAAACGUAUAGGAGAUUAUUCAAAGAAUUAUAUUACAUAGUAUAGAAGUUAUAUAAAUAUCUCUCUUUUUUUUUUUUUUAAUAUUAUUUACGCGUCAGGAUCUGAAUCGAUCUUCGUCUCGUAUUGAUUCCUCGAUCGAUAGAUCAGUUUUGUACUUCGCAAACGUUCCUCUUCGUUGCUCGAAGAUCAUUCGUGCGUCUAUUGCAUUUCUUUAAAGCGUAGUAUGUUUAUAAUUAAUUAAUUAAUUAAUUAGUAUCCAUGAUCUUUUGAUAAUAUGCAAGUUCGCUCGCGUGUGUGGAUACGUAUGAGUCUGGACUAUUAGUUUUGUAAAGCAAGUUGCGAUUAUUUUCCACGUCUUAGAUAAUUUCGAACGAUUUUCUUCUUCGUUCCUACGUUUAUAAAUAUUUUAUAUCGUUGAAUCAUUUACCAACCAUGGUAUUUGUGAUUUACACGCGUUUAUUCACGAGCAAGAAAGGGUGAUAUAGAUUAGAAACUUUCAUUUCACAUUCUUUUGUUCCACAUAGGAAAUUAUCGAGAUAGAUUGAAAUUAGUUUAUUAUAUUUAAUUGAUGCAAUGUAAGAUUUCGCUCAUUUUAGGAGGACAAAUUUCUAUAAAAUACUUUACCCACUUGUGUUCCAACAGCAUCAAUAACAACAAGAAUAACAGCAACAAUAACUAAUGGUUAUUAAAAAAGACUUUUAAAUCUAAUUCAUUGUCGUGGAUCUUCCAGCAGCUUUAUAGUACAUAAGACGGAUCUGCUUUCUGAUAAGCAAUUUAUUUGUAUCUACGAGUACGGUUGUAUAAAGAUUACUUUUUGAAA
Molecule: messenger RNA, 3514 nt
Organism: Vespula pensylvanica (western yellowjacket)
Lineage: Eukaryota; Metazoa; Arthropoda; Insecta; Hymenoptera; Vespidae
Gene: ogre
Product: innexin inx1
Exons: 4
Coding region: 1266-2360 (364 amino acids)
Cellular component (GO): plasma membrane; gap junction
Molecular function (GO): gap junction channel activity
Source: RefSeq, a predicted model, not a curated record